UCUGCGAACGUCACAACGCCAGCCAGCUAGCCAGCCACAAGUAGUCCAUAUAUUAUGUCAUUAUAGUAUAAUAUUCAGUUAAAACAUACGCGCAUACAAUAAAAUAAAAAUAUAUUAUUAUUAUUAUUGUUAUAACCUAGCUAUUGUCGUUCGCGCCGAUUAACGUUGUUAGGUAUUCGAUAACCUUAGAAUAUUAUUAUUUACGCAAAUUGUAAUAAUAAUAUUAUUAUCGUGUAUCACUGUCGUCGCCAUCAUUUUCGUUUUCUAUUAUUACAUCACGCACCGUUUGUGCAUUUCGAAUUUCGCGGGUUUUGAGGGUUUUUUUUCUCGAAACGAUUGAUUUUGAUUCUUUCAUAAACCAAAAAUUCUACCCGAAAAACCAUACAUCUAAAUCCCUCAGUCGUGUACCACCUAUACCUGUGUCGAUUACUGCUCAAUUAUGAUCGACUACUUGCGGACAAUUUUCGUCGUGGCCGUCGCCAUGGUGUACGUCCAGGCGGAAAAAUCAAAAGUCAUACCGCCCUACAUAAAACAAUGCAUAAGAAACGACCCAAAGCUCAAUGAAUGUCUCGCAGCGGAAAUCAAUCAUUUAAGACCGUACUUGAGAGAAGGAAUCAAUGAAAUCGAAUUGCCACCCGUGGAACCUUUCAGGAUGGAUUCGUUGAGUUUAGCAAUUACUGGUGGAUCUAAUGGCUACAAAAUCACUUUGAGAGAUAUUGAUUUGUUUGGAGCCAGCAAUUUUUCCAUUCAAAAAGUGUUGUAA
This is a messenger RNA of Diuraphis noxia (Russian wheat aphid), 763 nucleotides long. RefSeq lists its product as uncharacterized. The record is from RefSeq and is a predicted model, not a curated record. Gene Ontology annotation, biological process: multicellular organismal reproductive process. NCBI's taxonomy places the organism in Eukaryota, Metazoa, Arthropoda, Insecta, Hemiptera, Aphididae.